Molecule: messenger RNA, 2086 nt
Organism: Salvelinus sp. IW2-2015
Lineage: Eukaryota; Metazoa; Chordata; Actinopteri; Salmoniformes; Salmonidae
Product: sodium-dependent neutral amino acid transporter B(0)AT1-like
Biological process (GO): sodium ion transmembrane transport
Cellular component (GO): plasma membrane
Source: RefSeq, a predicted model, not a curated record
GAAACCAAAGUUCAGCAGAAGUGCUGUGACAGUCCCCCUUGAAAGAAGACAUUUAGAGGGUAAAGGUCACACAAGGUAGGCAGGACACACGCAACAGUCAACCAGCUGACAGUAGAGAGGCUAGAUACCCCUUGGCAGUGAACUAGCUGACAAGUAGAUAGGCUAGAUACACUCGGCAGUCAACCAGCUGACAGGUGAGAGGCUAGAUACACUCGGCAGUCAACCAGCUGACAGGUGAGAGGCUAGAUACACUCGGCAGUCAACCAGCUGACAGGUGAGAGGCUAGAUACACCCGGCAGUCAACCAGCUGACAGGUGAGAGGCUAGAUACACCUGGCAGUCAACCAGCUGACAGUAGAGAGGCUAGAUACACUCGGCAGUCAACCAGCUGACAGUAGAGAGGCCAUUCAGUUCCUUUUGUUGUCUACAACCAUCCUGAGACCCUUUCUGGGUGAACAAUAAAGCCAGCAGCUGAAAGAGAAAGAGAGAGAGAGACGGAGAACUGUACCUUCAUUGGGUGAGGAAGACUUCACUAUCCAGCCGGUCGCCAUGAGAUUCCCCAAGCUGCCCAACCCAGGUCUGGAUGACCGGAUCCCGUCUCAUAAAGAGCUGGAGAGGAUGGAGAAGGAGGAGGCUGGGGACAGGCCCAAAUGGGACAACAAGACCCAGUACAUGCUGACCUGUGUGGGCUUCUGUGUGGGGCUGGGGAACGUGUGGAGGUUCCCUUACCUGUGUCAGAGCCAUGGAGGAGGAGCGUUUAUGAUCCCGUUCCUGAUCCUGCUGGUUCUGGAGGGGAUUCCACUGCUGCACCUGGAGUUUGCUAUCGGACAGCGCCUCAGGAGCGGCAGUGUGGGAGUCUGGGGCUCUGUCAACCCUUACCUCACUGGCAUUGGUAUUGCCUCCAUGUUGGUAUCAUUCCUGGUUGGGAUGUACUACAACACCAUCAUGGCCUGGAUCAUGUGGUACCUCUUCAACUCCUUCCAGGACCCCUUGCCUUGGAGUCAGUGUCCCCUCAAUGCAAACAAGACAGGUCUGGUGUCAGAGUGCGCACGGAGCUCCUCCGUGGAUUACUUCUGGUACAGAGAGACACUGAACACCUCUACGGCCAUUGAUUUAUCCGGAGGCCUUCAGUGGUGGAUGGUGCUAGCCCUGGUGUCUGCCUGGACUUUACUCUAUGUCUGCUGUAUCAGGGGGAUCGAGACUACUGGCAAGGCUGUGUACAUAACAUCCACUCUGCCCUACUUGGUGCUCACCAUCUUCCUGAUCAGAGGACUGACUCUGAAAGGUUCUCUGGAUGGAGUGAAGUUCCUCUUCACACCAGACGUGAAUGAGUUGAUGAACCCGUCUACCUGGCUGGAUGCAGGAGCCCAGGUGUUCUACUCUUUCUCCUUGGCCUUCGGAGGUCUCAUCUCCUUCUCCAGCUACAACUCUGUACACAACAACUGUGAACAGGAUGCUGUCAUCAUCUCCGUCAUCAACGGAGCCACCUCCGUCUACUCUGCUACCGUCAUUUACUCCAUCAUAGGCUUCAGGGCCACGGAGAAGUUUGACGACUGCUUGGAUAGUAACACCAUGGCCCUUAUGAAUGCAUUUGAUCUCCCUGAGCACUUCUUCACUGUGAAAAACUAUGAGGAGGUUCUCCAAGCUUUCAACAGCACAUCGCCAGACAUCAUCCAGGGAUUAAACCUGAAGACUUGUGAUCUACAGCAGUUUCUCAGUCAGGGUGUGGAGGGAACUGGUUUGGCCUUCAUCGUGUUCACAGAAGCCAUCACCAAGAUGCCUGUCUCUCCUCUCUGGUCCAUCCUGUUCUUCAUCAUGCUCUUCUGUCUGGGACUGUCCACCAUGUUUGGGAACAUAGAGGGGGUCGUGGUGCCCCUUCAGGAUCUGAACAUCUUCCCUAAAAGGUGGCCCAAAGAAGUCUUGACAGGUGUCACUUGUAUUGUUUGUUUCACCGUCGCUCUCAUAUUCACCCAGCGGUCUGGUAACUACUGGCUGGCUCUGUUCGACAGCUUUGCCGGCUCCAUCCCUCUCCUAGUCAUCGCCUUCUGCGAAAUGGUGUCUGUUGUUUACAUCUACGGGAUAGACAG